Peniophora sp. CBMAI 1063 is the source of this 2130-nucleotide messenger RNA. Lineage: Eukaryota; Fungi; Basidiomycota; Agaricomycetes; Russulales; Peniophoraceae. The record is from the annotation of a GenBank genome assembly.
AUGUCGGACCCCAAGUUCAAGACUCCCAUCACGAAACGGCCUAUAUCUUCUCUGGCGCGCUCCGGUACGGCCACUAAACGCGACUCUCUGGCGGCCGAGCUCGAACGAGAUCCUCAAAUGUCUACGGCCAAGCGUCAACAACGCGCACAGGCGUAUACCUCCCACAUGGCAACUUCGGCUCUUGAGCGUCAAUUAUUGACGGCACAACUCGCGAAACAAGAGGCGGAGAAGAAGUUACGCGCGAAGGAGAGCGAGGUGGAGAAGCUAGAGGCAGACCGACGUCUUUUAGCCGGGAGAGAGUCGGAGAUUGAGCAGACGAUGGAGGAAGAGCGGGCGAAGGCGGCCGAGGAGAAGGCGCAGGCGGACCGGGAAAUCCGCAAGUUGCGGUCGACGCUCAACGCACUGAGGGACGAGCACGAAUUGCUGGAGGACGAACACCAGAAACUGGCAGCGUCAACCCAACAGACGAUCACCGCUCAACGCGCCCAACUCGGUACACUCGCACGUCAGGUGCAACAUCUUGAACAGGAGCUGCGUGAUGUACGAGCUCUCGCGGACGAGCGCAGUGCAGCUGUGGACGAGCUGCAGAUGCAGAUGGACGAUCUCAGUGUGGCACACGCGGACAGGAGUCGCGACGAGAGCGAGACAAUGAACUGGGGAGUACUUCGCUUGGAGCUCUCAGAACUCGCGGAACAUAAUCGCGCAGUCGAGGCUCAGAACGCUCGUAUGGCGUCGGAAUUGGCAACACUCAGGGAGCGCAAGGCCAAUGUGGAGGUGCUCAAGGAGGAAAAGAGGGGGUUGGAGACGAAGUUGCGGGCGAUGGACGAGCUGAGGGAAAGGGUCGUACUGCUCGAAGGAGAAUUGGACGCUGCACGCAGGGAGAGAAAGGAGUGGCACGGCAGAGCGACCCAACUUGACUCGCCCGGGCAGACGCCCGUCUCUGUAUCGCAGAGUCUGGCAGACCUUCGUCUCAAGUACGCGCGAUUGUUGGAGGAACAUGGCGCGAACGUGGCAUUACUCCGUCAACGCGAUGCCGAACUCGCCACACGCAACUCAGACGAGCUUAAGAUGCAGGCUCUAAUUGAGGAGUACCAGGAGCGUGAGCGGAGGUACGCCGAGACCAUCGCGCAACUCUCGCAGUCGAAGCUGCUCGCCGAACGGGAGGUGGACUUCCUUCAGAAGUACAACGCUAGCUUCACGGCGGAAGCUACUGUGCAAGACGUCGAGAUGGACGAGGCCCAGUCGCAGCGCAUUGCCGACCUCGAAGAGCUCGUACAAAGCUAUAAGCAACGCGUAGCCGAGCUAGAAGCCGAGGAUAGGCGCGCGGCGGCAGCCGGGCCGUCUCAACCGAGCGUCAAAGCAUUGCACGAGCAACUGAUGAAGGAGCAGCAAGCCGUACUUGAUGCGCGAACAGAGCUCAAGGAGAGCCAAGAAGCGAACGAGAAGCAUCUUGAGUCCAUUGACAAGCUUGAGCAAGAGCUCUUCGAGCUUCGCGGCGAGAUCGGCGGUGGCCGACACGUCCCUCCCGGCGUCCGUGUACUAUCGCUCAGGGAUAACCCCGCGCAACAAUGGUCCGACCUACGCCAGGAAGUCAUGGACCGCUUGAAAGGCGAGAACGAGGCUUUACUACGUCGACUGCACGAGCUUGAAGAGCAAGGUGUGCGCUCAUCUUCGGCCGAGCCUCCCGCCGAUCUCGUGCCGCGGCAAAGCUUGGAGGUGGCUAUGAAGGACAAAGCCGACAUGGAGGACGCACUCAAGCAGAAGGAGAAGCGUCUUUUACGUCUGCAACAAGUCUUCACCGCCAAAUCGGCCGAAUUCCGCGACGCCAUCGCCUCCAUCAUGGGCGUCAAACUCGCCUUCUACCCCAAUGGUCAAGUGCGCGUUACAUCGCAGUACGACUUGAACGCCUCGUUCGUUUUCCAACCUACAUCUCGUGCCAACGCGCAACAAGAUGGGGGAGGCGCAAGGAUGCAGCUCAUUGCACAGGGCGAGGGUGGGCCACAGGAACUGCCGCAGUUGAUGCGGAACUGGGUGGAGAUGGAGCAGUGUAUACCGUGCUUCCUGGCGAGCGUCACGUUGGAGUGUUAUGAUAAGUGGAAGAGGGAGAGGGAGAUGGGUUUUGAGCAAUGA